Molecule: messenger RNA, 2129 nt
Organism: Trematosphaeria pertusa
Lineage: Eukaryota; Fungi; Ascomycota; Dothideomycetes; Pleosporales; Trematosphaeriaceae
Exons: 2
Coding region: 444-1964 (506 amino acids)
Source: RefSeq, a predicted model, not a curated record
CACUUCCUAUCCUACUGCAUCGCACCCAGCUUUCAAUAGCGCCUAUCUUCAGGCAGCAGCAAAAUUGACAGUGCAUGCAGGCGCCACUAGUCCUUCACUUCUUGGCAGCCUUGUUGCUUCGCCUGGGCACUUGUUCAAGGCGGUCUCAGCCGCAUAGCCUUGUGCGAGAUACUGGUCGGACGAAAAUCGUCUUACCUCUGUCGACAUUACUGACCCUCAAGGUGUUCAGCAUAAUCCCGGAAUUAAAUGGCCUCGGUAAUGAGCGGGUGGGGCAAUGUGUAAGAACCGGAGCGGAGGAGUCCCGUUUCUAACGCAGGCGCAGGAACGUAUAUUCCUCAGAGAGCCCUCGGCAAGCUACCGUGCCAGGUGCGUUCGAUUUCGCCAAACCUCCACCAGACGGAAUCCGUAAUCCAGAAGAACCAGAGAGCGACUCAGAUGUACCGAUGAGCAACCCCUUUGAACCUACAGAUACCGAUGAUCCGUCGCCUCCCACCAGACCUCCUGAUACAGAAAGCUUCGGUAUGAAGGCCGAAAUAUCAAUACGACAGCAAAUCUUGGAGGAACUUGAGGCGCUGAGAAAAGAGAGAGACCACUUGGAGAGCGAGCUCGGCGAAGCGAAGACCUGGAACCAAGAUAUGGACGACAUGCUUGACGAGAGGCAGAAAGAGCUUCAGCGCGAAGAGAAAAAGCGAGCACAUGCGGAGCGGCAGCUGCAAGAAUGCCGGAAGGAGCUACGUGAUCACAAGACACAGGCAACGCGCGUGCAGCGCGAGCUCGAACAAAGCACGCAUCAACUGAGUAAAAAGCUCGAGGAGAAGCAGAAAAGCGAGCAGAGAACCCUGAAGCAGCUCAACCAAGCCCGAGACCACAUUUUUAAACUCCAGCCUCGGCGCAUGGAUAUCACUGAAACCGAGGCCCAAGAACAAUUCGAGGACUUGUACAAUAGAAUUCACAGAUGGGUCACGAAUCGUCUCGAGGGCAUUCUCGAUGAAUUGGAGAGUGGUCAGUUACGGAACCGGCCUUUUGCAAAGCCCGGGGCGAAGCGAUUCCUGGGCUUAAACAGCGCGCGUGCGACGCAAAAUAUGUGGUGCGAUCAAUCCGACGAGUUCAUCGUGAUAGCAGCUAUUAUGCGGUUCCUCUGCCGGGCGUUCUUCAACCAGAGCUUUUACUGUCCGCUGCGAAGGCAGGGCGAGGAAAGCGAUGCCGCGCAUACCAUCGACCGAAUCGAAGCGGCUAUGAGAGGUGUUCCGAGGGACGCCGCGAACUGUCGCGACUGGCGUGUCGAAGCACUGACAGCCCUCGUCCACGAGCCCGGCUUCAUCGAGCACCGUGCAAACCACGACCGCCAGAAAACAGAGGAACUCCUAACUGUACUACAGCCUCUGGUUCCGAGGACGGAUGUCCAGGAACUCCGCGAAUCGAUUGGGAAGAACAUUGUGCGACCGGCUAUGGACCUAGCCCACCGCUUCCAAUUGGCAGCAACUAUUUUCUCGGUCCGAUGGACGCAAUUCGAUGACGACCUCCACUGCGGAACGAUCACUUCGGCUCGAUACGACAUGUCCUGCUUCACAUCUCUGAAUGUCUUCCUAGGCGGGAAAAUUGUCGAACCCGCACCCGGGGGACAUGCCUCAGAAAACAGUCUACAUAUGAUGACGUACCUCUUCGACGUCGCGCCAGGCUUGUAUUCGCAGGCCGUUGAUAGCAAGAACCCGACCAGUCUAAGGAAUAUAUGCAAGCCGAAGGUGCUUGUCACGGUCGGGGAGGGAGCCCUUGUUCCUCCGAAUGAGGGCCCAACGCUCUUGCAGUGGAUCCAGUCGGAGUCUGAACGGGACGAGACAGCGCCUGUGGGCGCUUUGAAGGACGUGAGAGUGGAUGAAGAGAAGAGGCAUGGGAAGAGGAAGUUGGGGAAGCCGGACAGGAGUAAAUGGGGUUUUAUGGGAGGCUCACGGAGGGGUGCGGGAUAGAGUGUUUUGUGGCGAUGAGUAGGCCACAUGGAUUCCGUUCAACUUAAAAGCGAUGUCAUUUCCGCUCUUUUCUUGAGAUUUCCAUCGUUGCGGCGUUUAUGAAUCAAAGAAUGGCCCCAUAGUGAGCUUUCAUCACAAUGCAUCGGCUUGUGCGGGACUCAGAAC